This is a messenger RNA of Perkinsus marinus ATCC 50983, 351 nucleotides long. RefSeq lists its product as hypothetical. The transcript has 3 exons. The record is from RefSeq and is a predicted model, not a curated record. Bases 1 to 351 code for a protein of 116 amino acids. Lineage: Eukaryota; Perkinsozoa; Perkinsida; Perkinsidae.
AUGACAGAAGCUACUGCCAAAGACUUUCGUCCUAUUUCUGUUACAUGCCUCUUUGCCCGGUUGGCAGAGUCUAUGGUAGUCUACCGUGCCGAGAGCCAGCUGGAAAGAGAUGAUGCGACUGGAAACGAGACUGGAGAACUCGACAACGACGAGUUACACCCCAAACAAUCUACCUUAAUGACGAAUGGUUACCAGUUAAAGAUGAGGCACGGGUACUUGGCGUUAUAUUUGAUACGACUCUCAGCUGGAGGAGUCACAUCAAAAAACUACGGCAGGGCUGCUAUCGAAUGGCCAUCAAAUCAAUCCUUGGGUGUCGAAAAUGGUCCUCCCCCGGUCUUGCCCUUCGACUAG